GUUCCUCAAAUGUAAGUCGCUUUGGAUAAAAGCGUCUGCCAAAUAAUAAAUGUAAAUGUAAAUCUUUUUGUAUGCCUGGUAGCCGUACUAUUUUCCAGCUUGUAUAGCUUGUUAACAUGUCUUACAAAAGUCCACAAAAAAACUAAUUCCAUUUAAUACACCCUUUUUUUCCAAACCACAGUGCCAUGAUUGUCUGUGCCCAUAUUUAGCAUGAUCAGGACCAGUAGCAAAUCAUCCUUUAUGCAUGUAAUAGCCAAACUAACAUGUGAAGUGUUUGUGUCUCUUAGGUAAAGAUAUACAAUGGAGCUAAAACCUUUAUUGAAGAAGCUGGGCUCAAUUAUCCGCACCAUCCUCACUUUCCUCUUUGCACUGCUGGUCCUGGGCGUGAUGGUGUGGGCCUAUGUUUGUGGUUUCCAGCUGGUGACCUCCUUGUAUGGACUCAUCUCCUUUGGCUUUUAUGGACUUCUGCUUGCACUCCACUUGCUUGUCCAGAGCUUCUUUGCCUUCAUUGAGCACAGGCGAAUGAAAGCUUGCACAAACCCGUGCACCUUUACCAAAACUAUUGGCCUCACGAUAUCAGCUUACCAGGAGGACCCCGCAUAUCUCAGAGAGUGCCUCAGCUCUGUCAGGGCCCUCAAGUAUCCCCCUGAGCUGCUGCGCAUCAUCAUGGUGAUAGACGGAAACAAACCUGAGGACCAAUACAUGAUGGACAUGUUUAAUGAGAUAUUUGCUGACCAAGACCCUGGCUGUUAUGUGUGGAGGAACAACUACCACACAUGGAACCCCACCCAGGCCCAGCAGGAUGUAGAAAUGGCUACAGUAAACGUCCCAGGAGGGGAUGCUGAUCAUUCACCAGGAGAGGAUCCACAGAGAAAAGAGGUAGAGCGGCUGAUCCAGAGCAGGAGGUGCGUGUGCAUCAUGCAGAAGUGGGGCGGCAAGCGGGAGGUGAUGUACACAGCGUUUAAAGCACUCGGGUCAUCAGUAGACUAUGUGCAGGUGUGUGACUCGGACACUAUGCUGGACUCCCUGGCCACCGUGGAACUAUGUAAAGUGUUGGAGAGCAACCUCAAGUACGGUGCUGUGGGAGGGGAUGUGAUGAUCCUCAACAUGAAAGACUCUUUAAUCAGCUUCAUGAGCAGUCUUCGGUACUGGAUGGCUUUCAACGUCGAAAGGUCUUGCCAGUCCUUCUUCAACUGUGUGUCCUGCAUAAGUGGUCCUUUGGGUCUGUACAGGAAUGAUCUCCUCCAGCAGUUUCUGGAGUCCUGGUACAAUCAGAAGUUUUUGGGAAGUCACUGCACAUUUGGUGAUGACAGGCAUCUUACCAACCGAAUGCUGAGCAUGGGCUAUGCCACAAAAUACACAGCCCGCUCCAAAUGCUACACAGAAACACCUGCACAGUUUCUGCGCUGGCUCAACCAGCAGACUCGCUGGACAAAAUCUUACUUCCGUGAGUGGCUCUACAAUGCAAUGUGGUGGCACAAGCACCAUCUCUGGAUGACCUAUGAGUCCAUUGUCUCAGGUAUUUUUCCCUUCUUUGUCACUGCCACCAUCAUCCAGCUGUUUUGGACAGGCUCAGCGUGGGAUAUCCUCUGGGUCCUGGUCUGCAUCCAGCUGAUCGCGCUGGUGAAAGCGGCUUAUGCCUGUGCCUUGCGCCAAAACAUGGUGAUGUUGUUCAUGUCUCUCUACUCGGUUCUGUACAUGACCAGCCUCCUACCUGCUAAGUACUUUGCCAUUCUCACCAUGACCAAAAGCAGCUGGGGGACAUCAGGUAGACGUAAGAUUGUAGGAAACUACAUGCCCCUCCUCCCACUGUCAGUGUGGACAUUAAUUUUAUUAAGUGGGAUCGGUUACAGAAUCUACAAGGAGAGUCAACUGGACUGGUCAUCUCCAGCCAAGAAACUGGAGACCAAGUUUCUUAUCUUUGGCUGUGUGGCCUACAUGUGCUACUGGCUGCUUAUGCUGAUCCUCUACUGGGUGUGGUUCCGAAGGUUAUGUAGAAAACGCUCCCAAAGUUACACUUUGAGUGGUGUGUAGGUCCAAAGUGUCCUGUGAAGAACUAACAGAAGGAAUAUAAUUUAUUUGAGUUCAACCAUUUACCUUAUAGUUAUACCUUUAUUCAUUUAUUUAUUUUGUCGCGCAUUGAAGUAACUGAUGGACGGAAGGAUUCUUACACAACUGAUUUUCUAACAAACUUUUAAAAAAUGAACAAUUUAACAAGUAUUGGUGAAACUGAUUAAAUGAAUACCAUCCAUAGUACCAGACAUUUUUGAAUUUUUUUUACUGUUAUAUAUGAGGACAAAUGUUUGACUCAUAUGGAGAUGUUGUUGCACAUUUAAAUGAAACUGUAAUGAAGGCUUUCUGGCCCACACACUCAGGUUUCUCUUUGUCAGAUUAUGAUGGCAGAGAUGGCCUUCCAUCAGAUAUUUAUUCAUGACAUCUAAAGAUUGAGAAAGUGCUAUUCAAAUAACAUUUUGUUUUUAUGGAUGUGGAUCUUGGGGUAUGUGUAUUGCUUUAGCAACACAAAGACCACCCCUUAUGGAUGUUUCACUUUGUUGUUGUUGUUAUUGCACUGGAUCCUGGUUGGCACUUUCUGCAGCAUUGCAGACCUACUUGAAAAUACAGAAAAUGGCAGUUUGUCAGAUUGACAUGUAAGUUUUCUGUAUAUACGUUUGGUAUUGUUUGUUGGAAAGGCUGGAUGUUGUCUGAAAAUGUGAAAUAAAUGAUGGUUUUGGAAACCAUUUAUAUAAAUAAAAAUCAAAUAUUUUUCUAACUUC
Micropterus dolomieu (smallmouth bass) is the source of this 2774-nucleotide messenger RNA. Its product is annotated as hyaluronan synthase 1-like. The transcript is spliced from 4 exons. Gene Ontology annotation, biological process: hyaluronan biosynthetic process; extracellular matrix assembly. Lineage: Eukaryota; Metazoa; Chordata; Actinopteri; Centrarchiformes; Centrarchidae. The record is from RefSeq and is a predicted model, not a curated record. Gene Ontology annotation, molecular function: hyaluronan synthase activity. The coding region runs from base 301 to 2034 and encodes 577 amino acids.